Laccaria bicolor S238N-H82 is the source of this 1731-nucleotide messenger RNA. RefSeq lists its product as uncharacterized. The record is from RefSeq and is a predicted model, not a curated record. The transcript has 10 exons. Bases 1 to 1731 code for a protein of 576 amino acids. NCBI's taxonomy places the organism in Eukaryota, Fungi, Basidiomycota, Agaricomycetes, Agaricales, Hydnangiaceae.
AUGGCGUAUUCUUGUAUACCCAUUGUCCCUGCGACGCGCCUUGCAGAUAUUUCAAAAGUCGCCGAAGUCGCGUCUAAUUUGAAAAUUCUGUUCCAGUCCAUUUCAAUGACGACCGAAGCAUGGAUGUUGAAAAGGAGCUUGUUAGCCUCGCGAUCUAGCCAACUGCCCCAGGAUCACUCGUCUGAGUCGCGUCUCUCGCCGUUGAGGAUCCCACAAUCUCCUGCUCCUUUCCAGAAAGGUGGAGAGAAGCCUGCGACCUACGAAGAUCCAGCAUUAAGCUCCCCCCCUCUUGGUCAGCGAGAUGGAGGUGACGCAAAGCCCCCAACGACCAUCGCUAGUUCCGACAUCAACCCUUAUACUGGCCUCCCUUAUACCGGCUCCCCUUACGCCCUCUCCUCUUAUACCAGAGACAUCGCCUCCAGCACCAAUCUUCAUGAUUGGCCUGAGGACUCAUCAGAUAACGAGGCAUACCAAACGGCGCCAAGCACUCUGGAAUCUCGCUCUCCAUCACAGCGAUCUCAAGACACAUACUCUCUUACUUCCGCUGUCAAUAUCAGGCCUCCACCUGUCUUUUUUUUCCCACCGCUGAGGAUCCCACAGUCUCCUGCUCCUUCCCAGAAAGGUGGAGAGAGGCCUGCGCCCUCUCGAGCAUCAGGCUCCCCCCCUCAUGCCCAGGGAGACAGAGCCGAUGCAAAGCCCCUAACAACCAUUGCUAGCCCCGAAAAUCAGCUUCCUCCCGACCACUGGAUCUUUCACCCUAAGAACUUUGUAGCGUCACCAAACAUCAACCCUUAUUCCAGCUCCCCUUACGCCCCCUCCUCUGAUACCAGAGACAUCGCCUCCAGCACCAAUCUUCAUGAUCGACCUGAGGACUCCCCUUACGCCCCCUCCCCUUAUACCAGAGACAUCGCCUCCAGCACUGAUCUUUACUCAUUAGAUAACGAAGAAUACCCAACGUUGCCAGGCCCUCUGCAAUUUCAUGAUCCCUCGCAGCAAUCCCAAGACACAUACUCUCUUACUUCCGCUGUGAAUAUCAAGCCUCUACCUGUCUUUUUCUUCCUGUUUCAAAAUGUUUCCUCGCGAAUCCCCGUUGAUGAUGAACCUGUCAUCCCAUCAAGUUCUCCGGCUUAUCCUCGACAAAAUUAUGUUGUUGAGAGGGGAGAGGUUGCACGGUCAGCCUAUAUCCAAGUCGAUGGGAAGCUCCAGAAGCUUAGGCACAGACAUAAGCUCACACCAGAUCAGUGGCAAUUGAUGUAUUGCCAUGAUGAGAUUCGAGGACGUCAUAUCCGCAUAGAGCUCUUCACCCACUUAGCGCCUGCUGCCAAAGUCACGAUGAGAUAUCUUGGCCUUCUUUUUAUCUUUGCCGGUUGGGUUGUUCUACUAUAUGGCAUGAUUCACAUUCAUAAGACAGGGUGGAAAGUAGUGACGGGUGUCGCAGCUGCAGUUGUCUGGGUUCAAUUCUGGAAGUUGCAUAGAUUCAAUUUUGUGCCGGGCACAACCUGGCAUAUAUUGCCAAUGUUGUGGCCCCAGUUCCUUAUAACUACCAAGGGUGACCCAUGGUGGUUUUGGAAAGACACGAGAUUGGAAAUCAUUGACCACUCGGGCGUGAAGUAUUAUGCCUCCGCCGCAGACUUUUACCUUUCACUCGAACCAGAGCACAAUCUGGGAAAACGAAACACUAUGUCAACCCCGAAAUCUGACACCCUCCAAGCACUGAAUGAAUUCAGGUAA